UAUUCCAAAAAAUCAAAAAUUAACUAUCGAAAAAUUUCCAAUCUCGGUACCGUUUUAAUAUACAUAUUUACCCCGCCGAUCGCCUGCCCAUAUUAUAUGCAAUUAUUACCAAAACUACAACAACAACUACUAGUCGUCGGCUCUCCACCACCCUCCAUUUAAUGCAAAUUUGCCUUUUCCGCGUGUUUUUCUUUUAAUCGAAGUGGAGGAGGAGGAGGAGGAAAAGUCAUGAAAGCAUGUGGUCCGGUCGAUUCUGCCCAUUCUGCGUAUUAACUUAAACAUUUAGUGAAAAUUGGUUUAAUAAUAGCCAAGAACAAGAACACAACUAGAGAAGUACAGCAACAACAACAACAACAAUAACAGCGGCAGCCAUCAGCAGCGGGAGCAUACAACAUACGUAUAGAAGAUAUACUCUUGGGGAAGCAGUUUUAUCUACGCAUUGCAGAAACAGAAAAAAAAAACCAAAAAAACAACGUGUCGGCGGAACGGAACCGAGCCGAGCCGCGAACCGGGCGUGUGUGUUUGUUAUUUGUGUGUUUGUUGUUAUUGCUUAGACAAAUUGCGUUUUGGCUAAAAAAGCGAAUACACCACACAACACACUCACUCACUCACACGCACACAUAGGCAAAUACAGAGCAAACAUGUUGGACGGUCAGAAUGAGCUGACGCGCUAUAGCAGCGAGGAUGUGUCGGGUAAUGAGUCAAGUGAAGCGCCCAACAUGACCGAAGUGGAACGCCAGGCGGAGCUUAAUCGGCACAAGGAAGAGAUGCAGAAGAAGCGACGCAAGAAACGUAUAAGCUCCUCGUUGCAUUCCUCAACGUUUCAGGAACUGUAUAAGCUCACUGGCGAAAUACUUGGCGAGGGAGCAUACGCUUCGGUUCAAACUUGCGUUAACAUUUACACCGAUCUGGAAUAUGCUGUGAAGGUUAUCGAUAAGAUACCGGGACAUGCGCGUGCGCGUGUCUUUCGGGAAGUGGAGACAUUCCAUCACUGUCAGGGACAUCCGGGCAUCUUGCAAUUAAUCGAAUUCUUCGAGGAUGAUGAGAAAUUCUAUUUGGUGUUUGAGAAAAUCAAUGGAGGACCACUAUUGACCCGCAUCCAGGAGCAUAUUUGUUUCUCCGAGCAUGAGGCGGCGCAGAUUAUUAAGGAAAUUGCCUCCGGAUUGGAUUUCCUGCAUAAGAAGGGCAUUGCUCAUCGUGAUCUCAAGCCGGAGAAUAUAUUAUGUGUGAAAACGGACUCUCUGUGUCCGAUUAAAAUUUGUGAUUUUGAUUUGGGUUCGGGUAUUAAGUUCACCACGGAUAUCUCGUCGCCAGCAGCCACGCCCCAAUUAUUAACACCAGUGGGCAGUGCCGAGUUUAUGGCUCCCGAAGUAGUCGAUUUAUUUGUAGGUGAAGCCAACUAUUAUGAUAAGCGUUGCGAUUUAUGGUCUCUGGGUGUUAUUGCCUAUAUUCUGCUUUGUGGUUAUCCACCAUUUUCGGGCAACUGUGGCGAAGAUUGCGGCUGGAAUCGCGGUGAGAAUUGUCGCACCUGCCAGGAGUUGCUCUUUGAGUCCAUUCAAGAGGGACGUUUUUCAUUUCCGGAAGCGGAAUGGCAUGAUGUUAGCGAUGAGGCCAAAGAUUUGAUAUGCCGUCUGCUGGUCAAGCAGGCAUCGACUCGUCUCAGUGCCGAGGCUGUUUUGAAGCAUAAAUGGAUAAUUAUGUGCGAAAAAGAUCAGGCAGCCGGACGCCAAAAGGUCCUACGUACCCCUGGCAACAUACGCCGCAAUCAUCAAUCGGCCAGGGAAAUUUCACAGUUUGCCGAAUCCGCCAUGGCGGUGGAUCGUGUAAUUUUACAGCACUUUUCUUUGCAUUAUGAUUACAUGAAGGAGCGUCCGAAUAUCUAUCAGCCAUCGCAGGCCUACAUGGACGCGUAUAGUGAUGAGAACUAUAAUCCCAAGCCGCCGGCUCAGUACACGCGUAAUCGAUCCAACCAGCUGAGACAUCCAGCAGGAGCAUCUGCUCAUUACUCCUCCUCGGCGACAUAUGGAGGACGUUUGUCAGCCGCACAGCAAAAUCAUCGGCACAGCAAUCCGGUUAGUCGUCAUUCCUCUAAGAAUGCCUCACGAAAUGGCUCAUCGGCCAUAUAUCCGAUCAGUGGUGGAUUCAAGACUCUUAAUAUCCAUGAGGAGGAUGAUGAUGAUGAGGCUUUGGAGGCAUUUGGCCGUUUGGAUGAUGAUGAUGAUGAGUGGGCACAGACAACGCGACGAUUUGAACAGGAACGAGAGCAGCAGCUGCAAAGAAGGCACAGCAUUAGCGAAGAGGAUGAGGAGGAGGAUGAGCAUGAGCAGCAGCUUGAGGUGGAUGAGGCAUAUGAAGAGGAGGGGGAGAGAAAGGACUAUCAGCACCAAAAGCAUUAUUGGCGUGAGCUAGAUAAGGAUGAAGGCGAUGAUUAUUUAUAUGAGCAACAACAGCAGCGUGUUGAUGACAUUGCCGAAGAAGAUGAGGAGGAUGAGAGGGAGGAGGAGGAGAAGAAGAAUGAGAAGUCUCAUUUUGAUCAUUAUGAAGAUUAUGAUGAUGUGUAUGAGAAAGAAGAUCUUAUUAUUGAUAAUAUGAAUAAAUCGAAGCAAAACGAAUUUGCUAAAAUAAUAACAACAACAACAAUUGUGCGCAAAGAUGCGCAUGAGGAGGAUGAAGAGAAGCAAGAGCAAGAUAAUGUUGAUGGAGCCAUUGAGCAGAGACCAUCAUCAAGUGAUAUUAGUGCUACUACAAUCACCAACAACAACAACAACACCAAGCCAACACCAGUUACAACUACAACACACACCAACAACAUCAGCAGCAACAGUAGCAGCAGCAGCAACAACGUAAAGAACAGCAGCAGCGAUUAUAAUAACGAUAACGAUAACGAUGAUGACAAGGAUAACGAUAAUGAUGAUGAUGAUGAUGAUAAUGAUACAGAUGUUAAACUAUUGGAUAGUAUUAGUGAUUUAAAUGAAAAGCUACCUGAAAUUUAUGAGACUGCAAAUAUUGUUGUCAACUCAGCGGCGGCAGUGCAACCAGCAGCAGCAACAACAACAGCAGCAGCGACAGCAGCAGCAUCAGCACCAGCAACAUGCCCACCAACCGAUAACGAUAACAAACAAAAUGAUAAUAUGAAAGCGCCAACGAUGACUACUGCAGCUGAGAAGACAACAAUGCGAACGACUUUUGGCAAACAACAGCAGCAACAGCAACAGCAACAAAAGCAGCAGCAGGAUAACUGCAGCAACAACAAGACCCAGCGCAAUGUUUACUUCCCCUUAAAUGCAUAUCAAAACGACGAUGAUGCCGACAUUGAUGAGGAGGAAGAGUAUGAGGAAGACGAUGACUAUGAUGAUGAUGAAGAAGAGGAGGAGGAGGAAGAGGGCGGUGGUAAAGCUAUACCCGUAUUCAAGCAACCAUUGCCAGCCAUUUGUAAUGCUUACACACGCAAACAGCGUCAACGGCAACAACAACGCUAUAUUGUGCCACAAAAUGGAAUGAUGGGACAGCGACAGACCGAAAAUUGGCGGUAUCGUAGCCACCAUUCGGAGCAACAGCAACCAACCGACGGAUAUCGCAAGUAUCGUCCACCAUUCAAUACUGGAGGAGGCGGUGGCCAUCAUGGCAAUCAGCAGCGCAACUAUUUGGGAAGCUUCUCCCACAGUGGCGGUGCAGCUGGCUAUAAGGUAACACUACCACCACCAGCAGCACUAAAAGUUGCCCCAGCACCAGUGCUGAUGCCGCCACCAGCACCGCCAAGGCGUCACAAUAGUGCCGGAAGCAGCAGCAGUGGCAGUGGCGGAUCACCGCCCUCUGAUGAGCAGUCCACCGCCACAGAGAUACGUAAUUGGCGGCAGGAUUGUGUCGUUCCACCCAUGCGCAAUCAACAACAACAUCAGCAGCAGCAGCAGCAACUUUACUCCAAACGUUCGUAUCAGCAACAACAGCCAAGAAUUGGCAGUGGACGAUUCAUGCACUCGACGGUUGCCCAACAGAUGUUGAUUGAGGAGCCGCGCAUCGGUUUAUCGCCACCAAGCGAGAGUUUGCUACUGCAGCGUCGAAUGCGUCAACAGCAGCGUCAUCCAGGUGGUGUCGGCAACGAUCUGAACGAAUAUUGUGAGCCGGCAACAGCAAGUGGCUAAGCAGGCGACAACGACGACGAUAAUAUAAACAUUGCGCCCUUCUCAUUUCCCGUCUCCUCCCAUACAACAUUGUGCAACAGUUUAUUUGUUUUUUUUUGUUUACUAAAUCCGUUUAACCAGAUUACUUUAAAUUCCGUGGCAAAAGAAAGAAAAUGACGGACAAACAAAAAAAAAAAGAAAUCUGUUUUUCCUUUUGUAAUUUCAAUUGAAUUUACCUAAAACGUAAACGUCUUUUCUGCAACAUCCAAAAAUCCAAUCGAAACCAAACAGUCGUUCGAUAAAACAACAACAACAACUACAAAAAAAUAAUAAACUUUUUUUAUAAAAAAGAA
Molecule: messenger RNA, 4474 nt
Organism: Drosophila willistoni
Lineage: Eukaryota; Metazoa; Arthropoda; Insecta; Diptera; Drosophilidae
Gene: Lk6
Product: probable serine/threonine-protein kinase tsuA
Exons: 6
Coding region: 642-4142 (1166 amino acids)
Biological process (GO): peptidyl-serine phosphorylation; intracellular signal transduction; protein autophosphorylation
Cellular component (GO): cytoplasm; nucleus
Molecular function (GO): calcium/calmodulin-dependent protein kinase activity; ATP binding; calmodulin binding
Source: RefSeq, a predicted model, not a curated record